Messenger RNA from Knipowitschia caucasica, 3828 nucleotides. The record is from the annotation of a GenBank genome assembly. NCBI's taxonomy places the organism in Eukaryota, Metazoa, Chordata, Actinopteri, Gobiiformes, Gobiidae.
AUGAUUGUAGUACUGACCUUUUACCAGCACGCGGCAACACUGAGCCACACUCUGUGGUCGGAACCCUCGUGUCGGAACUUUCGCUCUGCUCUGCUGUACCGUCCGGGCCUCACCGCAGCACACAUCAUGUCGGACGCACAUCAGGAGGACUCUCUCCGGGAGUUUCGGGCGGUUACAGACGUUGACGAGGACCGGGCGCGCUUCUUCUUAGAGUCCGCGGGCUGGGAUCUCCAGCUCGCUCUGGGGAACUUCUUUGAGGACGGAGCAGAUGAAGAUGACAUCGUCACACUCCCACAGCCUGAAGGAGGUUCUUCUGUGUCCAGACCCACUGGUCCCAGUGCCCAGCCCAGAGUCACCUCCUUCAGAGACUUGAUGCAUGAGGCUGAAGACGACAGUGAUGAAGAGGAGGGUCAAAGGUUCUUUGCUGGGGGCUCGGAGCGCAGUGGGCAGCAGAUUGUGGGACCUCCAAAGAAGAAGAGUUCUAAUGAAGUGGUGGAAGAUCUGUUUAAAGGAGCCAGAGAACAUGGGGCUGUUCCACUGGACCGCAGCGGGCCCCCAGGGGCCCCCAGCCGGGCACAGGCGUUUUUGGGCGGAGGCUAUCGUCUGGGUGCGGCGCCGGAGGAGGAGUCUGCGUACGUGAGCGGAGUGAGACGAGGACACAGCCACAACCAGGACGUGAGUGUCCUCUGUCCUCUCUGUGUCCUCUGUCCUCUGUGUCCUCAGUCCUCUCUGUGUCCUCAGUCCUCUGUCCUCUCUGUGUCCUCUGUCCUCUCUGUGUCCUCUGUCCUCUCUGUGUCCUCUGUCCUCUCUGUGUCCUCUGUCCUCUCUGUGUCCUCUGUCCUCUCUGUGUCCUCUGUCGUCUCUGUGUCCUCUGUCCCAUCUGUGUCCUCUGUCCUCUCUGUGUCCUCUGUCCCCUCUGUGUCCUCUGUCCUCACUGUGUCCUCUGUCCUCUCUGUGUCCUCAGUCCUCUCUGUGUCCUCUGUCCUCUCUGUGUCCUCUGUCCUCUCUGUGUCCUCUGUCCUCUCUGUGUCCUCUGUCCUCUCUGUGUCCUCAGUCCUCUCUGUGUCCUUAGUCCUCUCUGUGUCCUCUGUCCCCUCUGUGUCCUCUGUCCUCUCUGUGUCCUCUGUCCUCUCUGUGUCCUCUGUCCUCUCUGUGUCCUCUGUCCUCUCUGUGUCCUCUGUCCUCUCUGUGUCCUCUGUCCUCUCUGUGUCCUCUGUCCUCUCUGUGUCCUCAGUCCUCUCUGUGUCCUCUGUCCCCUCUGUGUCCUCUGUCCUCACUGUGUCCUCUGUCCUCUCUGUGUCCUCAGUCCUCUCUGUGUCCUCAGUCCUCUCUGUGUCCUCUGUCCUCUCUGUGUCCUCAGUCCUCUCUGUGUCCUCAGUCCUCUCUGUGUCCUCUGUCCCCUCUGUGUCCUCUGUCCUCUCUGUGUCCUCUGUCCUCUCUGUGUCCUCUGUCCUCUCUGUGUCCUCUGUCCCCUCUGUGUCCUCUGUCCCCUCUGUGUCCUCUGUCCUCUCUGUGUCCUCUGUCGUCUCUGUGUCCUCUGUCCCAUCUGUGUCCUCUGUCCUCUCUGUGUCCUCUGUCCUCUCUGUGUCCUCUGUCCUCUCUGUGUCCUCAGUCCGCUCUGUGUCCUCAGUCCUCUCUGUGUCCUCUGUCCUCACUGUGUCCUCUGUCCUCUCUGUGUCCUCAGUCCUCUCUGUGUCCUCAGUCCUCUCUGUGUCCUCUGUCCUCUCUGUGUCCUCAGUCCUCUCUGUGUCCUCAGUCCUCUCUGUGUCCUCAGUCCUCUCUGUGUCCUCAGUCCUCUCUGUGUCCUCAGUCCUCUCUGUGUCCUCAGUCCUCUCUGUGUCCUCAGUCCUCUCUGUGUCCUCAGUCCUCUCUGUGUCCUCAGUCCUCUCUGUGUCCUCAGUCCUCUCUGUGUCCUCUGUCCUCUCUGUGUCCUCAGUCCUCUGUGUCCUCAGUCCUCUCUGUGUCCUCAGUCCUCUCUGUGUCCUCAGUCCUCUCUGUGUCCUCAGUCCUCUCUGUGUCCUCAGUCCUCUCUGUGUCCUCAGUCCUCUCUGUGUCCUCAGUCCUCUCUGUGUCCUCAGUCCUCUCUGUGUCCUCAGUCCUCUCUGUGUCCUCAGUCCUCUGUGUCCUCUGUCCCAGGUCCAUGUUGUCCUAAAGCUGUGGAAGAGUGGCUUCAGUUUAGACUCUGGAGAACUGAGAAACUACAGCGACCCGUCAAACGCCAGCUUCCUGGAGGCCAUCCGCCGAGGAGAGAUCCCCCUGGAGCUGAGGCAGAGGGCCAGAGGAGGACAGGUGAACCUGGACAUGGAGGACCACAGGGACGAGGACUUCGUCAAACCCAAGCUGGUCUUCAAGGCGUUCGGAGGAGAAGGGCAGAAGCUGGGCAGCGCCACGCCUCAGCUGGUCCCGCCCACUUCCUCUCACAACGACCAAUCUGCAGCUGAGUCUGAGGCGAGUGCCGCUGUGGGCGUCGACCCGUCUGCACCAAUCACAAACAUCCAAAUCAGACUGAGUGACGGAGGGAGACUGGUGCAGAGGUUCAACCACACACACAGGGUAGCAGAUCUGCGGAGCUUCCUGGUGGCGGCGAGGCCCUCGAUGGCGGCGCAGGAGUUUGUUCUCAUGACGACGUUUCCAAACAAAGAGCUGGAAGACGAGAGUCUCACUCUGAGUGACGCCAACCUCCUGAACGCUGUCAUCGUGCAGAGGCUGAAAGCCACUAUCCCCCGCUGCACACACGUGUCUCUCCCCGCGUCUCUGAGGAUGUCUCUGUACCCGUCUCUGGAGGACCUGAAGGUGGACAAGGUCAUGAAGGCUCAGAUGUCUCACUCUUCUGGUAUGAUGCCCACUCUCCCCCAGGGCACGUACCAGGCUCUGCCCCAGGGCACUUACCAGGCUCUGCCCCAGGGCACUUACCAGGCUCUGCCCCAGGGCACUUACCAGGCUCUGCCCAUGAGUGUUCCUGCUGCUGCCUCCACCCUGUACCCUGACCUGGGAGACCUCGGGGACUACAUGGGACUGUCCCUCAACAGUGAGGAGCUGCAGAAGAACCUGGCCUUGGUCCCUGCGGUCGACAGUCAGGUGGCGCUGUCCCCGUCCUCUGGGAUGGUCGCCCCGGUGACCGGGUCAGAUCUGGGGGUCAGGCGAGCUGAGAUCCGACCCGGGAUCCGAGAGGUCAUCCUGUGUAAAGACCAGGACGGACGAGUGGGACUGAGGCUGAGGGCUGUGGACAACGGUGUGUUCAUUCAGCUGGUCCAGGCAAACUCCCCUGCUGCCCUGGCAGGUCUCCGCUUCGGGGACCAGGUUCUGCAGAUCAACGGGCAGAAUGUGGCCGGAUGGAACGUGGACAAGUCCCACAAGGCCCUAAAGACCGCGGCCGAGACCCGCAUCGAGAUGGUGGUCCGAGACAGACCCUUCCAGAGGACCGUGACGAUGCAUAAGGACAGCUCGGGACACGUCGGCUUCAUUUACAAAAACGGGAAAAUCACGUCUUUGGUGAAAGACGGAUCUGCAGCUCGCAACGGACUCUUAACAGAUCACUACAUCUGUGAGAUCAACGGGCAGAACGUGAUCGGACUCAAGGACUCUCAGAUCAAAGACAUCCUGAACUCCUCCCCCGGCGCCAUGACGAUCACCGUGAUGCCAAAGGUCAUCUACGAACACAUCAUCAAGAGGAUGUCCUCUGGUCUGCUCCGCUCCGCCAUGGACCACUCAGUGCCCGAGUUUGAAAUAAAGACAUCAGAGCCCCGCCCACAGAGCCAUAGAAGGGACUUCAGUCGUCAUGGUGACUGCGACUGUCCCAACGAGGGGACGACCUCUCACUGCAGAUGA